This is a messenger RNA of Colossoma macropomum (tambaqui), 1501 nucleotides long. It is a transcript of the gene crtap, whose product is annotated as cartilage associated protein. The transcript has 7 exons. Gene Ontology annotation, cellular component: endoplasmic reticulum. Gene Ontology annotation, biological process: peptidyl-proline hydroxylation to 3-hydroxy-L-proline; collagen fibril organization. Gene Ontology annotation, molecular function: collagen binding; protein binding. The coding region runs from base 32 to 1222 and encodes 396 amino acids. Lineage: Eukaryota; Metazoa; Chordata; Actinopteri; Characiformes; Serrasalmidae. The record is from RefSeq and is a predicted model, not a curated record.
ACUUUCAUCCAAACUCUUACAUUGGACCAAAAUGGCCUCCUGUCCGCCGUGUCUCGCGCUCGCUCUGCUUUUCUUCGCCUUUCCGCUGGUCUCUCGCGCGCAGUAUGAGAAGUAUAGCUUCCGCAGCUUCCCCCGCCACGAGCUCAUGCCGCUGGACUCCGCGUACCGCCACGCGCUGGACCAGUACACCUCGGAGAAGUGGCCCGACGCGGUGGAGUAUCUGGAGGUGAGUCUGCGUUUGUACCGGCUGCUACGCGACAGCGAGGCGUUCUGCAACCUCAACUGCAGCUCGGUGCGUCUGGACGACGAGAGCCGCUUCGACGCUUUUCCGGAGCUGCGCGCCUUCGGUAACGUGAUGAAGCGCGCGCAGUGCCUGAAGCGCUGCAAACAGGGCCUGCCCGCGUUCCGCCAGACCCUGCCAAGCCGCGAGACCGUGGAGGACUUCGAGAGACGCGAGCCUUACAAGUACCUGCAGUUCGCUUACUUCAAGAGUGACAAACUGGCCAAAGCCGUGUCUGCAGCCCACACUUUCCUGCUGAAGCAUCCUGAUGAUGAGAUGAUGCAGAGGAACAUGAACUACUACAAGAGCCUGCCAGGUGCGGAAGAACAUCUCAAAGACCUGGAGACCAAGUCAUAUGAGGCACUGUUUAUUCGAGCAGUCCGGGCAUAUAACGGUGAUAACUACCGCACAUCUGUGGCAGAUAUGGAGCUGGCGCUCCGAGACUUCUUAAAGGUUUAUGAUGAAUGUAUUGCUGCCUCGGAGGGUCCCAGAGAAAUCAGAGACUUUAAAGAUUUUUACCCCUCCAUUGCAGAUCACUAUACUGAGGUUCUUGAACGGAAGGUUCAGUGUGAGAGCGAUCUGACCCCCGUUGUUGGUGGAUUUGUUGUGGAGAAGUUUGUGGCAACUAUGUAUCACUACCUGCAGUUUGCCUAUUAUAAAUUGAAUGACCUGAAGAAUGCAGUUCCGUGUGCUGCCAGCUACAUGCUCUUUGACCCAAGUGAUGAGGUGAUGAAGAAUAAUGUGGUGUAUUAUCAGUUCCACAGAGAGAAGUGGGGACUCAAUGAUGAAGACUUCCUACCCAGACCAGAGGCAGUACGGUACCACAAUCAGACGACACUGCAGCUGCAGAUGUUGAAAUUUGCCAGAGAAAAAUUCCGGCAAGAUGAUGAGGGAGAAGUUUUGGAGUUUCUAGAUGAGGUUCUGGAGGCUGAAGAGGAAUAGGCUAAUGAACAUUUUUUUGCACUGAAAAUAACAAAACCAAAAAGGGAGAAAAAAAACAAAACUAUGAACUAUGAGCAUUUCCAGUGUGAGUAUGUUUGCUAUAUUUAUUUCAGGUGACUGGGGGCCUUUUAAUCUGUAUCUCCCAAGCUUAUGAUCCACAUAAACGCAUUGACAAUAUUAGUACAAUGCAAUGUUACUGAACAAUCACUGUAAUUCUGAGGGACAAAUCAAACUAUGUCAUUUGUUUAUCUUUUAUAAUAAAUUACAGUGUUUUGUAUA